GUUCAAACCUUCCCCAACUUGCCCCUGGAUUAGGCCCUGGGAGCUAGAGGCCCACCUCGCCCCUGUCUUGGCGCCACCUUCGUCCCAAAGCGGCCUUUUGCUGGAGCUGUUGGCUUGGAAGCCUGAGGGCCUUGGGGCUGUCUGAUGCUUUGGGGUGGCUGCCCCUCUGCAGCGAGGGAUGGGGGUGGGAGCCGGUGCGACCCUGGCCCUUGAGGGCUGUGCGUAAAGCCACUGGAAUGCUGUCCAAGGGCUAACGGGGGGGCUCAAGGAGGUGGCUGCGUGCGGAGGAGCCCCGGCCCAAGAGGUGUGCUAGCUGGGGCGCGUUGAGGUUGGAAGAUCGCUGCAAGAGAGUCUCUGGCUGGGGCCUGUGGAUCAGCUGGGGCCCGAGUCCUCCCAGCUGUAUAACUGACCAGGGAAUGAGAGCUCUAGCUCUACGGCCCCCGUACUCUCCCAGAGGGAGGGGCCAAGGAUCAAGGCUCCGCCCUCCAGGCACGCGUCCCGCGUUGUGAGGGAGGGAGCCCUUUAAGAAGACUGGAGUGAGUUACGGAGGAGGGGAGAGGGGUCUCUAAGAUCUCCGUGAAACAGCGGAGCCUUCUGAGGAUCUUCCUUGCACCUGCUAUACUGCCUCCCUCCAACCGGGACAUCCAGGUUAGAGGCUUUCCCCAGAUAAGGGAUACACAGGCACUCCUGUCUGCAACAUAGAUAAUGGAGUUGCAGAAGCAAGAUUACCAUGUGGACCGGCCACUGAUGAACCAGGAGCAACUGGAAGAACUGGGGCGCUGGGACUUGACACCUAGGACCUAUCAGUGGAGAACAUGGUUGAAGUGCUCCCAUGCACGGGCCCGUGCCCUUCUGAUUCAACAUCUCCCGGUCUUGGGCUGGUUACCUCGUUAUCCUGUGCGUGACUGGCUCCUGGGUGACCUGUUAUCUGGCCUGAGUGUUGCCAUCAUGCAGCUUCCCCAGGGCUUAGCCUAUGCCCUCCUGGCUGGAUUGCCUCCUGUGUUUGGCCUCUAUAGCUCCUUCUACCCAGUCUUCAUCUACUUCCUGUUUGGUACUUCCAGGCAUAUCUCUGUGGGGACCUUUGCUAUCAUGUCUGUGAUGGUGGGCAGUGUGACAGAAUCCCUAGCCCCAGAUGAGAAAUUCCUGCUGGACUCAAACUCCACAGUCAAUGAGACAGCCAGAGAUGUCACCCGUGUGCAGCUGGCCUCCGCACUCAGUGUUCUGGUUGGACUCUUCCAGGUGGGGCUGGGCCUGGUGCACUUUGGCUUUGUGGUCACCUACCUGUCAGAGCCGCUGGUCCGCAGCUAUACCACAGCUGCAUCUGUGCAGGUCUUUGUCUCACAGCUCAAGUAUGUGUUUGGCCUCCAGCUGAGUAGCCACUCAGGGCCACUAUCCCUCAUCUAUAUAGUGCUGGAGGUCUGCUGGAAGCUACCCCAGAGUGUCAUCGGCACCGUGAUCACUGCAUUUGUGGCCGGGGUGGUGCUUGUGAUGGUGAAGCUGUUGAAUGACAAGCUGCAGCGGUAUCUGCCCCUGCCGAUACCUGGGGAAUUGCUCACGCUCAUUGGGGCUACAGGCAUUUCCUAUGGUGUAGGCCUGAAGCAGAGAUUUGGGGUGGAUGUUGUGGGCAACAUCCCUGCAGGACUGGUAUCCCCAGAAGCUCCCAACCCCCAGCUGUUUGUAAAGCUUGUGGGAAAUGCCUUCGCCAUCGCUGUGGUUGGGUUUGCCAUUGCCAUCUCACUGGGAAAGAUCUUUGCCUUGAGACAUGGCUACCGUGUGGACAGCAACCAGGAGCUGGUGGCCCUUGGCCUCAGUAACCUCAUUGGGGGUAUCUUCCGAUGCUUUCCUGUGAGUUGCUCUAUGUCCCGGAGUCUGGUACAAGAAAGCACUGGGGGCAACACACAGGUUGCCGGAGCUGUCUCUUCCCUUUUUAUCCUCCUCAUCAUCCUCAAACUUGGAGAACUCUUCCAAGACCUACCUAGGGCAGUUUUGGCAGCCACCAUUAUUGUGAACCUAAAGGGCAUGUUGAUGCAGUUUGCUGACAUAUGCUCCCUGUGGAAGACAAAUCGUGUAGACCUGCUCAUCUGGCUGGUGACCUUUGUGGCUACCAUCCUGCUAAACCUGGACCUUGGCCUGGCAGUUGCAUUAGCCUUCUCCCUGCUUCUUGUAGUGGUCCGAACACAGCUACCUCACUACUCUGUCCUGGGGCAGGUGUCAGACACGGAUAUUUACAGAGACGUGGCAGAGUACUCAGAUGCCAGGGAGGUCCCAGGUGUGAAGAUCUUCCGCUCCUCAGCCACCAUAUACUUUGCCAACGCUGAGCUCUACAGUGACACACUGAAGCAGAGGUGUGGUGUGGAUGUUGAUCACCUCAUCUCUCGGAAGAAGAAACUGCUCAAGAAGCAGGAGAUGAAGCUGAAGCGCCUACAGAAACUCAAGUCACCCCAGGAACAGGCUGUUUCUUCCCAGGACAACUCAGUUUCCAUCAAUGUCAACACCAAUCUUGGAGACACCAAGAGCGAUGAUGUGGAGAGCUCUAAGACCAAGGCAAUGCCAGAGAAUGAGCUGGAAGAGAUUGUGGCUAGUGGUCAAGAAGAUGCCAAGGCUAUAGCUGUGCCUACGCUGAAAGCCCUGGGCCUGCCUCAGCCGGACUUUCAUAGCCUCAUCCUGGACCUGGGUGCCCUCUCCUUUGUAGACACUGUGUGCAUCAAGAACCUAAAGAAUAUUUUCCGUGACUUCCGGGAGAUUGAGGUGGAUGUGUACAUUGCAGCCUGCCACAGUCCUGUGGUCACCCAGUUGGAGGCUGGGCAGUUCUUUGAUGCAUCUAUAACAAAACGGCAUCUCUUUGUCUCUGUUCAUGAUGCUGUGACCUUUGCCCUCCAACACUCAAAGUCUGGCCCCAUCAGCCCUAUUUUGGCCACCAAACUCUGACUGUGUUAUUACCCUGCCCAAGAUUGCUCACCUCAGGAGGUUGUGAUGGAGCACCCUCAAGAAGACCCCCACACUGAGCAUGUGCCACUCAGGAGCCCCUUGGUGCAUACAUACAUACAACUCAGGGAUGGAGAUUUUAGGAAUCCAGAUUCAGGUUAUAGGCCUGGAAGAGGGGUACUGUGGUUUGGCUGGCCUUGGCCAGGCUUGGGGAGGGAGCCAAUGUCUAUUUUCAGUCUAAGGAAUAAAAAUUUGUUUAACCAGC
Molecule: messenger RNA, 3190 nt
Organism: Marmota flaviventris (yellow-bellied marmot)
Lineage: Eukaryota; Metazoa; Chordata; Mammalia; Rodentia; Sciuridae
Gene: Slc26a6
Product: solute carrier family 26 member 6
Biological process (GO): sulfate transmembrane transport
Cellular component (GO): membrane
Molecular function (GO): secondary active sulfate transmembrane transporter activity
Source: RefSeq, a predicted model, not a curated record